UCUCAUUCAAAGUUGAAGUUAUUUUUGCUUUAGAUAUUCCCCCCCUAAACCUUUCUGUGACUUACUUUCUUCUGUGGAAGGGAAAAUAAGAUAUCUAACAAAAUUAACUUUCCCCAUUAACUUUCAGUGUAACUUUCAGUUUUUCAGAGAAGAAAUAAAGCCAUGAUGGUGGACUUUUUUGAGUGAACUAUACCUGUAAAUAAAGAAUUUUACAAAUUUAAAUUGAUGGCAAACAAUAAAAUGAAGUUGAUUUGUGUUGUUUUAGCUCGGUUUAAUUAAUGUUUUUAGUAAUGGGAUAGUGUAUUAAAGUACUUUUAGUUCUGUACUUGUGCUUUUGUGCUAUUAUGCUAAUUGCACAAAUUUUUAUAAGACUGUCAGGAUUUGUACUUGCACUUGACAUAGUUCCUGGUUAAAUGGGGGAAGGGAGUCACAGUCGUCUGUCACGCUAUCCGUCAGUGCUGACUGCAGGGAUGUAAUGUGUUUUAUCAUCCCUCUCCAUCUCCAUCACAUCCCUCCCCCAUCCUUCUCUUUCUCCAUCCAUCCGUCUCUCUUUAUCCAUCCUCUCUAUCCAUUUAUCUGCCCUCCCCCCUGCUGUCUUGUCUUUCGCUAUGUCUACAUCAGAGUCUGUAUCUCCUUCUCUUCUCACUCCCUUCCCAAAGUAAACAUGGUUUGCUCUUCGUCGUGCAUUCUCCGAAAACCGUAUCGGUUAACCUCUUAAAGGAAUAGUUCACCCAAAAAUGAAAAUGACCCCAUAUUUUACUCACCCCAAAGCCGUCCUAGGUUUAAAUGACUUUCUUCUUUCCCACAAACAGUUUUUAGGAAACUUUUCAUGGUUUUUCCAAGCUUGGUAAUGCUUGUGGAUAGCGGUAAAUCGGAUAUAUCCGUGGUGAAACUAACCUAGUACAGUGAGCAAGAAUUUUCUCAUUAAUAAUGCGGGCAGAGCCUUUUAGUAAUGAACCGUCGCUCUGAGACCCUCAAUGUUAUUGCACCCAUGCUUCAAAAACACAAAUCAAUCAUGGCCUUUGUAAUUCGAAAAUCACACCAAAGCAAUAUUGCAAUUCGUUCAUAAUGCUGGUAUAUCAUGCUGCCCUAGACUGAACUGUGUUUGUGUGUGUGUGUGUGUGUGUCAGUGAAACACAAAUUUAGCUGAAGGCUGAUUUAGCUGAUUUCCUGUGACCAAGAAUUUGAAAAACCCUACUCUAAACAAUAUAAAGACAUUUCUCUGGUCUUGAGAGGUUAAAGAUAUUCAUAAAUUGGUUUGAAGCAGAUAGUUAGACGUCAUAAGAGAUUCUUAAGAGAUGGUAUUUUUGAUAUUCCUUUCCCAUGAGUUUCUUUGACUAUAUAUUGAUAUUGUUUUUUUUCCUUUGCCAAAUCCUGAAUGAGCCUAACCUGACACCUACCAUACUGUACAACUGAGACCACUGAUUAACCACAGAAAUCCAUUCAGUCCAGACCAAGGGGAGUGUUUGUGGGUUUAUUUAUGUGGUUAUUUUUCAAAGGAGUGGGAGAUGUGUCCUUUUCAGCUGAAUACAAAAACACACAGGAUGCUAGAAUGAAGCUUUUGUAUGGAAGUCCAUCAGAAAAGCCCAGAGAAACCCCAUCAUUGUGCUCAUAGUCCACUGACUGCAGAGGUUUUAAGUUACCUCGUAGGGAGCACCCCUUUUUAUUCAAAAUGAUGAUUCAUAAGCAGUCGGCUCGUACCUCCCCGGGCAGUGUUUGCUCUCUACGUGGAGGAGGUGUUCCUGGAUCCCCGGCGGUCACUAUAGUGGCCAAAAUGGACAAUCAAGUGAUUGGAUAUAAGGAUCUAGCAGCUAUACCUAAAGACAAGGCCAUUCUGGAUAUAGAGAGGCCUGACCUGAUGAUGUAUGAACCCCACUUCAGCUAUUCACCGAUGGAGAGGUCAUUAUCUCCUCGUUCAAUCUCCCCUCCUCCAUCUCCAGAGAACAGUCUAUCAAAGGAUGUCUAUCAGAGGGAUUGGUCAGAGCCCAAGUCGUCAGGCAGCUCGUCUCCAGCGUCCACACAGCUGAGUAAGAGCAUCACCGUCAGCACAAAAGUCCUACACCAGCAGCAGCACUUCCACAGGCCAGACAAUGGAACCAACAUAUACAAGAAGCCACCGAUAUAUAAACAAGAUGUCUCAGCAGCCGUUCCACUCGGUAAACACAUGGAGGAUUUAAUCAUCGAGUCUUCAAAGUUUCCCGCCGCACAGCCUCCAGACCCCAACCAGCCUUCUAAGAUAGAGACGGACUACUGGCCCUGCCCACCCUCGCUAGCUGUCAUCGAGAAGGAGCGGAAGAAGAGCGUGGCGCCCAAGGAGGCCGAGGGAGAGGAGAGCGAGGAGGAUGAUAAGUAUGAUGACAGCGAUCUGUCUGAUGACAUGUGGAGACUUCGGCAAAUGCAGAAACAAGAGCUCAACAAGAUUCAAUCCAAUCUAGGAAAACUGAUACUAAAGGAGGAGAUCGAAAGUUCGGCCCCCGUCCGAAGGAAAACACGGUCUCUGCCCGACAGGACACACAUGCAUCUGGGUACAUUUCAAACCUCCAAAUCCCCCUCGUUUCCUUCCUACACUAAGACUGGCCUGACUAGGUCUGGUGUUUGUGUGCAACAGCUCCAGUCUGCAGAGUUCUCCUCUUCAAACAGUGAUAAAGGGAGUCAAAAUUUUCAGAACGGAGAUGCCCAGAGCAGAAGAAUAGACCGAGGGAACUCACUCCCUAGUAUGCUGGAACAAAAGAUUUACCCGUAUGAGAUGCUCAUGGUGACCCACAGAGGCAGAAGCAAACUCCCUCCCGGUGUAGACAGGACCAGACUGGAGAGGCACCUGGCGCCCGAGGAAUUCCAGAAUGUCUUCGGCAUGUCCAUAGAGGAAUUCGACCGGCUCUCCCUCUGGAAGCGGAACGACAUGAAAAAGAAAGUCUCUCUCUUCUAGUAGUCAGAGAAACACGUUCUUCUACAAACACUGUCACUGUCAGUCCGCACUUCCGCUUGUAAGAACAGUACAGGCGGUACAAGUUAAGGAAAGAUGAGGAAUGUGAAAUGAGGAAUGUGAUUACGGAGCCAGCAAAAAAAAAAAUCAGUUAUCCUUAUCCUUCGAUAAGCCCCGUAUCUGAUUGCAGCUAACAAUCAUAUCCGAGUCUUUGAUGUUGUCUCUUUUUCUAGUCGCAGCUACUAUGUCAGGACUUCACCGAGGUUACCAGGUCCUCUUCUGUGUGUGCUUAGUAAAGCUAUAAUGAUACGCACAGAUAAUAACGCUACAGAUACACAUAUUUGAGCAGACCAAACCCCUGCAGAACAGUUCAGAGGACCAGCAGGAAUCUGUGAGUUUAAGUCACUGCCACACUUUUAAGCCUUUUGCGUGCUAAGCAUGAAUUAACAAACCUUCGGAAUAUGGGUCAAUGACUGUUUUGGUUUUGAUUUAAUAGUUUGUUAAAAAAAAGAUUUAAAAGUGGAAAAAAGUGGAAGGAGUUUAAUAAACCUCUUCCACGAUGA
Puntigrus tetrazona (Sumatra barb) is the source of this 3486-nucleotide messenger RNA. Its product is annotated as dematin-like. Gene Ontology annotation, molecular function: actin filament binding. Gene Ontology annotation, biological process: lamellipodium assembly; actin filament bundle assembly; cytoskeleton organization. Gene Ontology annotation, cellular component: plasma membrane; actin cytoskeleton. The record is from RefSeq and is a predicted model, not a curated record. The transcript has 17 exons. The coding region runs from base 1673 to 2926 and encodes 417 amino acids. NCBI's taxonomy places the organism in Eukaryota, Metazoa, Chordata, Actinopteri, Cypriniformes, Cyprinidae.